AUGACCAAUCCAGACCAUUAUGACAAGAUCGUGUGUGCCGAAAUUCCAGACCCUGUAAAACAUAAGAAACUUUACGAUUUGGUCAUCAAACACAUGAUGCACGGUCCUUGCGGUAAACUGCGCCCAGACAAUCCUUGUAUGGAAGGUGAGCCACGAAAGUGUCGUUUUCAUUAUCCUAGGCAGUUUAAUGAGACGACUGUUCAAGGCGAUGACUCAUACCCAUUGUAUCGAAGAAGAAACAAAGGAUUGACUGUUGAAAAAUGUGACAAACCCUUGGACAAUAGAUGGGUGGUCCCCUAUAACCCAUACCUACUUACGAUGUUUAAUUGUCACAUGAAUGUUGAGGUUUGCUCGAGUAUCAAAUCUGUGAAGUAUGUUUUCAAGUAUAUUUACAAGGGCCAUGAUAAACAAGUUGUCCAUAUCCAUCCAGAAGAGAGUGAAGCAGUUAUCAACAAAAUACAAAGAUUUCAAGACGCCCGUUAUGUCUCGCCACCAGAGGCACUGUGGAGGAUAUUUGGCUUCCCACUUUCUGAAAUCAAACCUCUCAUCAUGGCUUUGCAAAUUCAUCUUCCAAAAAAGCAACAGAUUAGGUUCAGAGAAACCGAAGAUCCACGAGAUGUUGUUGAUAGAGAGAGACAUAACAAAACUAUGUUGACAGCCUUUUUUCAUUGGCAUGACGUAAACAGGAAUGCACCAAAGUUUUUGUAUAAAGAUUUUCCAAAACAUUUCACCUGGAACGGGAAUAGGUGGAAUCAUCGAAUACUAAAAAGGUCAAAGAGGGGACAAUUGGUUUCAGCUAAUCCUGCUGAAGGAGAGAGGUACUACCUACGCCUGCUUUUGUGUCAUGUUAGUGGCCCUACAUCCUUUGAUGAUCUGUACACAGCCAAUGGGUUAUUACACACGACAUUUCUAAAAUCGGUUCUCGAGAGAGGGUUGAUAGAAAGUGACAGUAAUCUUUUAGACGGUCUUGCAGAAGCCUCUUUAUUUCAAUUUCCUUGUGCCCUUAGGAGGCUAUUCGCAACUAUCUUGAUUUUUUAUGAGCCUGGAGAUGUGCGCAAGUCAUGGGACGACCACUAUGAAUCUUUUUAA
Messenger RNA from Erigeron canadensis, 1089 nucleotides. RefSeq lists its product as uncharacterized. Lineage: Eukaryota; Viridiplantae; Streptophyta; Magnoliopsida; Asterales; Asteraceae. The record is from RefSeq and is a predicted model, not a curated record. The transcript has a single exon. The coding region runs from base 1 to 1089 and encodes 362 amino acids.